Pocillopora meandrina is the source of this 2624-nucleotide messenger RNA. The record is from the annotation of a GenBank genome assembly. NCBI's taxonomy places the organism in Eukaryota, Metazoa, Cnidaria, Anthozoa, Scleractinia, Pocilloporidae.
UGCAAAUGCAAAGCCCAUUAUGAGAAGUCUAAUGAUGGCGCCUGUGUGGGUAAGAUGUUACAUUUUUUUGAACGAUAAGUAGCUGUUGUUCAGUAUUCAAAUUCUUCAAUAGCGCUAUUUAUUUGAGGCCCAUUCGCCCUGGAAUUGAUAAAUUUGAAAACAUUGUUUUCAUUUUGAAACUUCCCCCAGCAUUUCCAUCCACGCCGUGCCGGAUAAACUUCGCCAAAUGCAACAAUUAUUGGUGACAGAAACGCUUUACAUGUGCGUAAUGGGAAUAAAUCAAUCAUUUCGUCAAAAAUUAGAAACAGUGAUCUCGGCAUUUUCGAAAAGCUACAUUUUCGGUCCGAGUUGGUGUCAGUGGACGGUGCUGGUGUUGCGCGAUGUUGAUGAGUCGUCAGUGUGCAUCUCCAAUUUAUGAAUCACUGUAACAAACCCAACGUUGAAUGUCUUUAGUCUUCUUUUUUUCUGUUUACAUGGAAGAGAGGCAGAUUACCACUAGUAGAGUGUUGUAGAUUUUGAGAUUGAUCAUCAUGGAUGUACUUUUGUUUAUCUAUGGAUCAUUAUUGUCAUUUUUUUUUCAAGAAAUUACUGAGUGAACAUUUGAAAAAUGUGUGCUUUAGUGGAGAAGUUCGCAAAAUAAUUGUUGACAAUCAAUUUUAAUAAUAUGAUGGACCAAAGUUAAAUUACUUCGGGACUACCUCCUCCCUUGCAUGAAUUUUUAUGUUCUAGUCAGUCAGACAUCUCUUAUUCUCGUCUCAGUGCAUAUUUUUUAGCGCGGGGGUUUCAAAUAUAUUUUCCGAGGUGCAUGAGCAGAACACAUUGCAAUCAAACAAACAUAGAAGACUAAUUUUUAGGGGCAACAUAACGUGUAUUUAUCUUAUCUCCAUUGUAUAAAUGCAGAUAUAGACGAAUGCAAGGAUUCAAACGCUUGCCCAGCUAAGCAAAAAUGUAUAAACACGCCUGGUGCCUAUGAAUGUCAUUGUGAAAAAGGAUACAAGAAGGGAGAUGGUGACGAGUGCGUGAGUAAGUACCACCGAAACUUCCAAUUCGAGAUUUUUCGUAAAGGUUUGAAUGAUUUAAAUCCCUGAUGCUGACCAGACAGUUUACUGACCCAAAGGUCUGCUGCUGCAUACAGAGUAGUUUCUCAAAGUAUUUUCGAUCUCCACGCGUUUGUAAAAUCGGAACGAGAAUUCUCUGUUACCAGUUUGGUUUAUUCAGGAACCUUCCGCACACGCUUUGCUGGAAUAGGGCAACGAAGUUCCCAUGCGCAACAACAAUGUCAAGCUACGUUUUGCUGUGAACAAUUUUCUUCUCGUGGCUAGUUGUCCUUGCGUUCAUCCGACUUAGCUGACCCUAAGAGUAUUGUUUGUAUGAACACAGUAUUUUAAUUACACCCAGCUUUUCAAUCUUUACCUUGAAUAUCCAUUAUAAUUAUAAUGAAAAGAAAACUACACGUUACCUCGAAGAUAUAAAUUUUAUGUUCGAGUGGCAAGAACAAUAACUGACUCGUUCGCUGCGCUCCCUCGUGAGAUAUUGUUCUUGCUACUCGAACAGAAAAUUCAUAUCCAUGCGCCACCGUGUAACAUCCUCCAUUCAUCAUUUUCUUUUCUGUUAUCAAACACGAGUGUGCCUCUGGGUCAAAGUGUAUCGGUGAUGGAGAGAAGUGUGAAAAUCAACCAGGGGGACACUUUUGCUUAUGCAAAGCGGGAUAUGUGAAGGCUGAUAAAAGAUGCGUCAAAGAACCUCGUAAGAAUUUGUUGGCAUAAUAUGAGUGUUCUUGUGUAUGAUAGCGUCCUCGUGUGACCUGACCUGCUUCCUGAUGAGGGAUACCUCAAUCCAAGGUUUCGCUCCUUUUCGUCAACUAAAAUUUAUGGUCAUAGGUGAUGCUUAUUAGGUUUUUAAACUGUAUUAGUCUACGACUCUUGCAAUAAAUAAAAAAAUUGAAACGUCACAAGCACUGAUAAGCAACGAAACACAUGCAUUCGCCUUCGUGGAACUGCUUAGAGCUGGUUAAUCAAGUAAAAGUGGACAUCAAUAACAGUAGGAGAUAAAAUUCGUAUUAAAGGGCAGGCAUGCAAUAUCCUCUAUCUAUCUUGAACAGAAUGCAAGUGCGCAUCGCACGAAGAAUGCUUCAACGGAAAGUGCAGGUGCAAGACAGGAUACAAGAAAAAUUCAAAGGGGAUGUGUGCUCGAAAACGUAAGUACUGUGCACAAGUCCAAAAACGCGCGAACGGGUCAAGAAGAAUAUAUCGAGAACUGAAAGUUCUAGACGUAUCUUUUUAAUUUGGAUGCUUGGACUCUGAACUCCAAUUGUGCAGGGGCUCUUACUUUCCUGGUAUGAAUUUCCAUCUGUUCGCCAUUUGGAGGAUAAAUUAUGUUGAGAUCAUUCGAUUGAGCCGAUGGUGUUCUUUGUUAUCAGAAUGUAUUUCAAAGGGUGAGAAAUAUGCGUUAACCAGGAGCCCAUGGGCUGAUGACUUGACAAUCUUUGAUCAAAUUAUUCGUUUUCUAUUUUUUAAGGCUCUGCUCGCCAAGUUGCUUCAGGCCACUCUGUACACGUCACCAGUCACCUGGGCACCCUCGGCCUCGUCCUUACACUGCUUGUGCGCCUGGCCGUUACAGCAUAA